AUGGCACGCGGUCGAUCAUCGGGAGCAAGCGGAUCUAAGGUGAAGUCACCAAAGAAGACCAAAUCUCCACGAAGAAAGGGGACCAAGAAAGAUCCAAAUGCUCCAAAGCGUGCGAAGUCAGCGUAUAUGUUUUGGCUGGCCGAAAACCGCGCCCGUCUUACAAAGCCAGGCAUGUCGGUUGUUGACGUCACGAAGGCGGCGGGAGUGGAAUGGAAAAAGGUGAAGGACAAGACCAAGUACGAGAAGAUGGCCGCCCAGGACAAACUGCGCUACAAUAACGGCGAUCUCGUAAAUUUUUUUUUGUUAACGUGA
Molecule: messenger RNA, 312 nt
Organism: Gongylonema pulchrum
Lineage: Eukaryota; Metazoa; Nematoda; Chromadorea; Rhabditida; Gongylonematidae
Source: the annotation of a GenBank genome assembly